GAAAAGUAUUCAGAUUGUCGGGAAGUCUGAAACAGAUCAAAAGUAAAAAAUCUAAAAUGAAAGUGAUCGCCGCGGUUUUUCUUUGUGCUCUCAUUUUUCGCGAUUCGCUGACUCUGCCUCCCUCAACGCAUCUACCACCCGCCAACGAGAUCCCAGGUGAUACCAUUUGCGGAAAAGACAUAGCGAUGUCCCAAGUAGUAGGAGGGAAGGAAGCACUCCGCACUGACUUCCCCUGGAUGGUGUUGUUGGAGUUCCUCAAAGGAAAAUAUCUCGGUACACAAUGUGCGGGAUCGGUGAUUACUAGCCAAUAUGUUGUAACAGCAGCACACUGUCUGGACGAAGACGAUGAGGACAGUCCCGGGAAACUUCAAUCUGUGAUAUUGGGCGUACAUAACAGGAGUUCCCUCAUUGAUUGUCAGGGAGAGGCAUGCGAACCCGGCGUUAUGAAGGUGGACGUCGAGGAGACGCUGAUGCACCCGGGCUAUGUCAACCGAAAAACCAAUUACUCCGUGCACGAUAUUGCCCUGAUACGUUUGGCAAAAAAGGUUCCUUAUACACCUUACAUUCAUCCGGUUUGUCUACCCUCGCUCAAGAAAGUGCAAGGCUGGAUUUCAGGUCACCUUUUCUUCGCAGCAGGAUGGGGUCGGACUGGGUCAAGUUAUAUGAGUGAGACCAAGCGAAAAGUGGGGUUAAACUUUGUGGAAAAAGAUAGAUGUAGCCGCAAGUGGUUAGAAAAGGAACGCGUUAGGUUGAUAGAAUCUCAAAUAUGUGCCGGCGGUAAGGAGGGAAAUGACACCUGCCAUGGGGAUUCCGGGGGGCCUCUGAUGACAUUUCAAGAAGGAGUCUGGUUUCUGGAAGGUAUAGUGUCCUUUGGCCACAAGUGCGCACAAAACGGUUGGUCUUCUAUAUAUACGGACGUUAGUAAGUACGAAGACUGGAUCAAGGAGAACAUGAGGCCUGUCUCAACGCCUCUACCACCUGCCAACGAGAUCCCAGGUGAUACCAUUUGCGGAAGAGACAUAGCGAUGUCCCACGUCCUGGGAGGGAAGGAAGCACUUCGCACUGAGUUCCCCUGGAUGGUGUUGUUGGAGUACCACAAUGGAGAUGAUAUUAAUACACAUUGUGCGGGAUCGCUGAUUAGUAACCAAUAUGUUAUAACAGCAGCGCACUGUCUGGACGAAGAAUCUAAGCGCAGUCCCGGAAAUCUUCGAUCUGUGAUAUUGGGCGUACAUAACAGGAGCUCCCCCAUUGAUUGUCAAGGAGGGAGAUGCGAACCCGGCGUUAUGAGGGUGGACAUCGAGGAGACGCGGAUGCACCCCGAUUAUGUCAACGGAUCCGACAACUCCGUCCACGAUAUUGCCCUGAUCCGUUUGGCAAAUAAGGUUCCUUAUACACCUUACAUUCAUCCUGUUUGUCUACCCUCGAUCAAGAAGGUGAAUGGCUGGGAAUCAGGUCGGCUUUUCUUCGCAGCAGGAUGGGGUCGGACUUCGUCAGGUUAUAUGAGUGAGACCAAGCAAAAAGUGGGGUUAAACUUUGUGGAAAAAGCUAGGUGCAGCCGCAGGUGGCUUCGAGAUGGCGUUAACUUGACAGAAACUCAGAUAUGUGCCGGCGGUAAGGAGGGAAAGGACACCUGCCAAGGGGAUUCCGGGGGACCACUGAUGUCAUUUCAAGAAGGAGUCUGGGUUCUGGGAGGUAUAGUGUCCUUUGGUCAUAAAUGCGGUCAGAAGGGUUGGCCUUCUAUCUAUACGAACGUUAUUAUGUACGAUGACUGGAUCAAGGAGAACAUGAGGCCAUAGAAAAUGGUUAUUAUAUUUAAUUAUUAUUCUAAAUUAUCACGAAUAUAUAAAAUUUUCUCAAUAUAAACGUGGCGAGAAAAUCGGAAUUUCCCAGAAACAAUAAAAUUGUGUUUCACUUGUAGA
Messenger RNA from Drosophila eugracilis, 1919 nucleotides. RefSeq names its product transmembrane protease serine 9-like. NCBI's taxonomy places the organism in Eukaryota, Metazoa, Arthropoda, Insecta, Diptera, Drosophilidae. Gene Ontology annotation, biological process: proteolysis. Gene Ontology annotation, molecular function: serine-type endopeptidase activity. The coding region runs from base 57 to 1796 and encodes 579 amino acids. The record is from RefSeq and is a predicted model, not a curated record. The transcript has 5 exons.